This is a messenger RNA of Lacerta agilis (Sand lizard), 5437 nucleotides long. It is a transcript of the gene ABCA3, whose product is annotated as ATP binding cassette subfamily A member 3. Gene Ontology annotation, cellular component: membrane; intracellular membrane-bounded organelle. The transcript is spliced from 31 exons. Gene Ontology annotation, biological process: transmembrane transport; lipid transport. NCBI's taxonomy places the organism in Eukaryota, Metazoa, Chordata, Lepidosauria, Squamata, Lacertidae. Bases 178 to 5298 code for a protein of 1706 amino acids. Gene Ontology annotation, molecular function: ATP hydrolysis activity; ATP binding; ABC-type transporter activity. The record is from RefSeq and is a predicted model, not a curated record.
CGGGAGCAUCAGCUGGCAACGAGCGGCCGCCUCCCCGGCCUGAGCCAACAGAGCCAGGAUGGCAACGGUGCCUGCAGCAUCCGGAGCCGGUAAAGGGGAGUCGUCGCCUGCGGGACGCCGAGAGCUGUGCUGAGAAGAGUCCUGGAAGCUUGUGACUCCUCCCUUCCGAAGUGAAAGAUGGUUCUGCUACGGCAGUUUGGGUUUCUUCUCUGGAAGAAUUACAUCUUGCAGAAGCGACAGAUUUUGGUCACGAUCAUAGAGAUCUGCCUGCCAUUGUUGUUUGCUGCCAUCCUCAUUGCCCUCCGUCACAGAGUACAGGCGGUUGACCACCCAAAUGCUACCAUCUACCACAGCCUGCCGGUGUCUAAGCUGCCUGCCUCCUCUCAUUGGCACCCACACAACUUGGAGCUAGCCUAUGUCCCCGCUAACAACACGGCUGUGAAGAGCAUCGUGGAGACUGUGGCGAAGGCACUGGAAAUCAAUACCAAAGCUCGAGGCUUCCCUUCUGAGAAAGCCUUUGAAGACUACAUCAGGUUUGACAACCGCUCUGGCAAUAUUCUGGCUGGCAUUGUCUUCGAACACCUCUUAGCUCACAGUCGAGAGCCCCUGCCACUGCAGGUGAGUUACCGACUGCGUUUCAAAUACAGCCCCAGGAAUGCCCCUAGGAGUGAACAGACAGGCCUGAACCCUAACCUGGACCGUGAUUGGCACACCAGCUACCUCUUCCCGCUGUUCCAGUUACCAGGACCCAGAGAACCCAACUUGCAUGAUGGAGGGACACCAGGGUAUUACCGAGAAGGCUUCCUGGCAGUGCAGCAUGCUGUGGACAAGGCAAUCCUACAGUCCCACAUCAACACUUCUGCGGAAGGUCUGCUGGAAAGGUUCAUGGUGGUCAUUCGCCGUUUUCCUUACCCACCCUACGUCAAUGACCUCUUUGUGCUGGCCAUUCAGAACCAGCUUCCCCUGCUGCUCAUGCUAAGCUUCACCUACACCUCGCUCAACAUAGUCCGUGCUGUGGUGCACGAGAAAGAGAAGAAGCUGAAGGAGUACAUGCGAAUGAUGGGCCUCAGUAACUGGCUGCACUGGAGUGCCUGGUUCCUUAUGUUCUUCCUCUUCCUCUUGGUCUCCAACUUCUUUGUCACCAUCCUCUUCUGCGUAAAGGUGAGCAAAGAGGGAGCGGUGCUCACAAAUAGUGACCCCACUCUAGUGUUUACCUUCUUGACAGUCUUCUCCAUCGCAUCCAUCUCCUUCAGCUUCAUGGUCAGCACCUUCUUCUCCAAAGCAAACGUGGCGGCAGCUGCUGGGGGCUUCCUCUACUUUUUCUCCUACAUUCCAUACUUCUUCAUCUCCCCACGCUACGACACGAUGACACACAACCAGAAGCUUUCGUCGUGCCUCAUUUCCAACGUCGCCAUGGCUAUGGGAGCGCAGUUGAUCGGGAUGUUUGAAGGGAAAGGCACUGGGGUGCAGUGGAAGGACCUUCUGAAACCAGUCAGCGUGGACGAUAACUUCACUGUGGCUCACGUCUUAGGGAUGCUACUCCUGGACUCGGUGCUGUAUGGCUUGGUGGCCUGGUACGUGGAGGCCGUCUUCCCAGGAGAGUAUGGCAUCCCACAGCCCUGGUACUUCUUCUUGAUGCCUUCGUAUUGGUGUGGGAGUCCUCAGACAGUGCUGGGAAAGGAGAAAGAAGAGGAGGAAGACCCAGAGAAGGCCCUGAAAAGCCAGUACAUAGAAGAGGAGCCAUCGGACCUUGUUUCAGGGAUAAAAAUUAAGCACCUGUCCAAGGUGUUCAAGGUGGGGAACAAAACCAAGGAAGCUGUACGGGACCUGACCCUGAACAUGUACGAAGGGCAAAUCACAGUGCUCCUGGGGCACAAUGGUGCUGGGAAGACGACGACUUUGUCCAUGCUCACAGGACUGUAUCCUCCAACAAGUGGCCAAGCAUACAUCAAUGGCUAUGAGAUCUCCCAGGACAUGAAUCUGAUUCGAAAAAGCCUUGGCCUCUGCCCUCAGCAUGACGUCCUCUUUGACCAAAUGACAGUGGAAGAGCACCUGUACUUCUACUCUGGGUUGAAAGGUUUUCCUGCAGAGAAAUGUCUAGAGGAGAUUAACCGCAUCCUGCACAUCCUCAGCCUACAGGAGAAACGCUUCUCUCUGUCUAAAGCAUUGUCUGGGGGGAUGAAACGGAAGCUCUCCAUUGGCAUCGCACUCAUUGGAGACUCCAAAGUGGUGAUGCUAGACGAGCCAACCUCAGGCAUGGAUCCAGUUUCUCGCCGGGCCACCUGGGAGCUUCUGCAGCAGCAGCGGAGCACCCGCACCAUCCUGCUCACCACACACUUCAUGGACGAAGCAGAUCUGCUGGGCGACCGCAUUGCGAUUAUGGCUAUGGGGGAGCUCCAGUGCUGUGGGUCUUCACUCUUUCUCAAGCAUAAAUACGGUGCAGGAUACCACAUGGUGAUGGUGAAGGAGCCGUGCUGCAACCUUGGCGAAAUCUCCCGUCUCAUCUAUCACUAUGUGCCCAACGCCACCCUGGAGAGCAACGCUGGGGCGGAGCUGUCCUUCAUCCUUCCCAAAGAGAGUACGCACAGGUUUGAGGCUCUGUUCACAGAGUUGGAGUUACGCCGGGAAGAGCUGGGCAUUGCCAGUUACGGAGCCUCAGUCACCACUAUGGAGGAAGUUUUUCUCAGAGUUGGCAAGCUGGUUGAUUCCAGCAUGGACAUCCAAGCCAUCCAGCUGCCAGCUUUGCAGUACCAGCAUGAACGGCGAUCCAACGACUGGGCCAUGGACGACUCCAGCAGCCUGAGUGGGAUGACUGACAUGACGGAUGACAGCGGGGCUCUGAUCACGGAAGAUUGCUCCAACAUCAAGCUGAACACGGGGUUCUACCUCUGCUGCCAGCAGUUCUAUGCCAUGUUUAUGAAGAGGGCUGUCUACAGUUGGCGCAACUGGAAGAUGGUGGCAGCGCAGUUCCUGGUGCCUCUGAUCUUCACUGCCUUCGCCCUAGUUGUGGCCAAGACCUUUCCAGGCCCACGAGACUCUUCCCUGCUCAAGAUGACCUUAAAUCCGUAUGGACACACUACAGUGCCCUUUUCUGUCUCCCAAGAAUCCACCCUGGCCCAGAGACUAGGAGAGCAGUAUAAGGAUAUCGUGAACUCUCAGCACCAAGGGCCACUGGAGGUAGUGGGUGACCUGCAGGAAUACCUGAUUUCUCGAGCUGCUGAAGAAGGGGGAGCCUUCCACGAGCGCUACAUUGCGGCAGCUUCCUUUGAAGAAACCGGGGAUCUAGUGAAGGUGACGGCUCUCUUCAACAACCAGGCGUUCCACUCGUCUGCCGCAGCCCUUCUCCUGGUUGACAACGCCCUGCUGAAGCUGCUGGUUGACCCCAAUGCUUCCAUCUCCGUGGCUAACUACCCACAGCCCCGCAACACAACAGAGACCGCGAAGGACCAGCUCAUGGAAGGCCAGACGGGUUUCGCCAUUGCAAUCAACUUGCUCUAUGGAAUGGCGUCGUUGUCCAGCACCUUCGCUCUCCUGCUCGUCAGCGAGAGGGCCAUCAAGGCCAAGCAUGUCCAGUUCGUCAGCGGGGUCUAUGUCGUCAAUUUCUGGCUCUCAGCCCUCCUGUGGGACCUCAUCAACUACCUCACGCCCUGUGUGCUCAUGCUGGUGAUAUUCCAAGCCUUUGACGUGAAAGCCUUCACCCAGGACAACCACCUUGUUGAUGUGAUGCAGAUCUUCCUCCUUUACGGCUGGGCCACAAUCCCCCUCAUGUAUCUGCUCAGCUUCUUCUUCUCUGUGGCUUCUACAGCCUACACACGCCUCACCAUCUUCAACAUCUUCUCAGGGACAGCCACCUUCCUGGCAGUCACUAUCAUGAGCAUUCGAGAACUUGGAAUGGUGGAUCUCUCAAGGAUGCUGGAUAAAGUCUUCUUAAUCCUGCCCAAUUACUGCUUGGGACAAAGCAUCAGCAAAUUCUACCAGAACUAUGAGUUCAUUCAGUUCUGCACCUCCUCGAUCGAGUCUCUCCUUGUCUGCAAAGUGUUUAAUAUUACUUUCCAAACCAAUUACUUUGCAUGGGAGAGCCCUGGGAUUGGCAAAUACUUGACUGCCAUGGCUGUACAGGGGCUUGUGUUCCUCAUCCUCCUCUUCCUCAUUGAGACCAACCUCCUUUGGAGACUGAAGAACCUUGUCUGCAACGUGCAUCGGAGGCGGAAGUGGGUGAUGCUGCUGAACAGAGUCCCCGUCCUUCCAGAAGACCGGGAUGUUGCAGAUGAGAGGAAGAAGGUUUUGGAGUCACCAACAUCAUCCCUUUCAUCACUGAACAGUCCCUUAGUCAUCAAGGAGCUUACCAAGGUGUACAGCAACAGGGACUCAUGCCUGGCUGUGGACAGAAUAUCCUUGGCAGUCAACAAAGGCGAGUGUUUUGGGCUUCUUGGCUUCAACGGGGCAGGGAAGACCACCACAUUCAAGAUGCUGACGGGGGAUGAGAGCAUCACAUCGGGAGAUGCCUAUGUGGAUGGGCACAGCAUCCUGGCCAACAUCAAAAAGGUCCAGCAGCGGAUUGGCUACUGCCCUCAGUUUGAUGCCCUUUUGGAUCACAUGACCGGGAGGGAGACCUUGAGCAUGUACGCCCGGCUGCGAGGGAUCCCCGAGCGCUACAUUGGCAGCUGUGUGGAGAACAUGCUCCGAGGCCUGCUCUUAGAGCCACAUGCGAACAAGCUCAUCAGGACGUACAGCGGCGGCAACAAGCGGAAACUGAGUGCGGGGAUAGCCCUGAUUGGUGGCCCCCCUGUCAUCUUCCUGGAUGAGCCCUCUACCGGCAUGGAUCCUGUUGCCAGGCGCUUACUGUGGGAUGCAGUUGCCAGGACGCGGGAGUGCGGGAAGUCCAUCAUUAUCACUUCACACAGUAUGGAAGAAUGUGAGGCUUUGUGCACCCGGCUGGCCAUCAUGGUGAAUGGGCAGUUCAAAUGCCUGGGUAGCCCGCAGCAUCUGAAGAGCAAAUUUGGCAGUGGGUACACCCUGCUGGCAAAAACCCACAGCGAUGAUGAGGAAAACCUUCAGGCCUUCAAAACAUUUGUGGAGAAGACUUUCCCAGGGAGCAUCCUGAAGCAUGAACAUCAGAGCAUGGUCCAUUAUCACCUCACCAACAAGAACCUCAGCUGGGCACAGGUGUUUGGGGCACUAGAGAAAGCCAAAGAGAAGUACAGCGUGGAGGAUUAUUCCGUCAGCCAAAUCUCCUUGGAGCAAGUCUUCAUGAGCUUCACCCGUUUCCAGCACUACACAGAGGAUCAAGGGAAAUGAGGCGGAGCCCCUCUGCCUGCUCCGCACGGACUGACCCUGCUGCCUAUACAUAGUAUAUAUAGAGACAGUAAUUUAUAUUAUCAGCCAUGUCUUCAACAAUGCAUCAAAAGGACAGACAUUCUCAACGAAGCAGUGGGGG